AUGACUUUCUCCGCCUCCUCUCGCUCCAGAUACAAGGCCAAGGGUGUUCCGAGGUCUGUGCCGAACCAUUGGCCGUCGACCUGCACUUUGGGCUCGAAACGGUCGUAUUGGUCGAGUUCGAAUUUUGGAUGGUCGACCCGGUCCACCGUCAGCGUGACGCUCAAGUCUCUUCGUGCUCCUAAAUUCGAGCACGAAUUCAAAUUCGAUUCCACCACUUCAAUUUACAAGGUCAAGGAGGAGCUGGCAAAAAAGAUUGGCAGCUCUCCGGACUACCUCACAUUGAUGCUCAAGGCAAAGACCGUCCACGACGAGGACUUGCUAGAAAAAUACGCCACGGAAGGAACGCUGAAACUGAAUGCCAUAGUGAAAGCCAAGCCAGAAACUGCAGAAACGACACACGAAACUGCCAAGCCUACGUCUGGCCUGUCGCCCGAGGCAUGGGCUAAGAUCUCGCAGAUUCUGGAGUCAGAGAUUUUCGACGAGACUGCCAGGAACGAGUACCUGCAGAAGCUAAAAAGAGUGAGGUUGUGA
Ogataea angusta is the source of this 531-nucleotide messenger RNA. RefSeq lists its product as uncharacterized. Bases 1 to 531 code for a protein of 176 amino acids. NCBI's taxonomy places the organism in Eukaryota, Fungi, Ascomycota, Pichiomycetes, Pichiales, Pichiaceae. The transcript has 2 exons. The record is from RefSeq and is a predicted model, not a curated record. Gene Ontology annotation, molecular function: protein binding.